Molecule: messenger RNA, 813 nt
Organism: Symphalangus syndactylus (siamang)
Lineage: Eukaryota; Metazoa; Chordata; Mammalia; Primates; Hylobatidae
Source: RefSeq, a predicted model, not a curated record
AUGGAGACGGCGGGGCAGGGCCUGCUGGGCUGGGCCGGGCCGGGCUCGGCUGGGGGCUGGGGCUGGGGGUUGCUCGGCCGGUCUUGCAGGCCGCGCCGACCACCCGCGCCCUUGGUCCCGCCGCGGAGCCUCGGCCCCGGCUCCGGCCCCGGCACUGGAGCUGCUCUUCCCUCGCGGAAGCGGUGCCGCCUGGCCCGCGGCAGCGCAGACGCCCUGCCUUGCCCUCUCGCUGGCCGGGCCGCCUGUGGCCGGAGAAAGCCCCAUUGUGGCCUGAGUGCGCCCCGCAGCCAGUCUGGAUUUCUCUCGCAGAGAGAGGCCUUUGUUCGCCUCACCCCAUCUGACUGCCCCGUGCUCUGUCCCAGCCUCAUUUGCUCCCCAAGCCCCAACCUGGGUUCCUGCUCUGGCAACAAGGAGCAGGCUGUUCCCACCGAAGCAGAAUAUAAAGUGCUGAAGUCAGAACCCAGACUGGGACACAAGGCCCAGAACCUGCGCAGGGGCCACCGGCAAUCGGCCACCAUGUCCCUGCCCUGCUGUGCCUCGACUUACCCAUCUGCUGCUGGGGAACUGCUUCCUCUUCUUCUCUUGCCUGUGGAAUGGGACCUUUCCUCAAGCUCCUGUCUCUGGGCUUUCGCUUUCUCACUCUACAAUGUCUUCCUCAGCUGUCCAUCCUGAGCUGGAGCGCACCCUUUCUUUCUGUAUUGGACACCCCGGCCCUGAGCAUGCAGCCCUGACCGCCUCCCCAGAUGUUGAUAUGGCCCCGGGGGUGGCCGUCUUGAAGGAGGCCUGAUCUGUAUCCUGCCAGUCGGUGGAUGC